Bufo gargarizans (Asiatic toad) is the source of this 6917-nucleotide messenger RNA. RefSeq names its product chromodomain helicase DNA binding protein 1 (gene CHD1). Gene Ontology annotation, molecular function: DNA binding; ATP hydrolysis activity; ATP binding. The record is from RefSeq and is a predicted model, not a curated record. Gene Ontology annotation, cellular component: chromatin; nucleus. Bases 408 to 5807 code for a protein of 1799 amino acids. Gene Ontology annotation, biological process: regulation of transcription by RNA polymerase II; nucleosome organization. The transcript has 37 exons. NCBI's taxonomy places the organism in Eukaryota, Metazoa, Chordata, Amphibia, Anura, Bufonidae.
AUCCAUCGUGAGUUUCGGAGGAGCUCGGCGGCGUCAUGGCGGCUGCCAGGAGAUAGGAAGAAGGUGGGAGCGAACCGGCGUAGAAUCUGCGGUAACCUCGACCGUCCUUCCGUCUUUUUAUUCGGUGAAAACCCGCCGAGUGCUGGUGGCAGCGGCGCGAGGCCGGCCCGCUCAGGCGUCCUGUAAACAAAAGCACGGUAACUCUCCUUGAGCGGGGAUUGGAGGGAGAUCCGGAAGGAGGCCGCAGGGCAGCGCGCACGUAGCGGCCUAUGUCCCCCCGCGGCGGUCACUGACUGGAGGCUUGUGAGGCCACGUUUUGUUAGUGUUUUAAAGAAUCGGAAGCUUAAUGUUGAAGUAUUAACAGCUCGCCCAUCUUGAAUUUGAUUUUAACCUGAGAGCAUUUGACAAUGAACGGGAAGAGUGAUGAAGAAAGCAAUGGCAGUGCAAACUCGAGCCGAUCAGAUGAUGAUUCUGGGUCGGGAUCUGGUUCUAGUUCAGGGAGCAGCAGUGAUGGAAGCAGUAGUCGAUCUGGAAGCAGUGACUCCGAUAGCGGAUCAGAAUCGGGCAGCCAAUCGGAAUCAGAGUCUGACACCUCAAAAGAAAAGAAAGUUGUGCCAUCAAAGCCACUGAGAAUGGAUGGAGCAGAGUUCUGGAAAUCCAAUCCCAGCAUUUUAGCUGUACAGAGAUCUGCAAUGUUGAGAAAACAGCAACUGCAACAACAGCAGCAAUUGCAGCAGAGGCCCCCAGCAUCUUCAAACAGCGGCUCAGAUGAGGAAUCCUCCAGCAGUGAUGAAGACUCAGAUGAGAAUUCCUCAAGUGAUAAUAAAAAGAAGCAACCCAAAGAUGAAGAUUGGCAGAUGUCCAGCUCAGGUUCUGGUAGUUCCUCAUCAUCGGCCAGUUCCAGUUCAGAUUCCGACACAGGGGGGGAUAGACAGAAAAGCAGCAGUAGGGACAGCGAAUCUGAUUAUGAACCGAGCCAUAAAGUAAAAAACAAGAAAUCUCAAAACAGGUCCAAAGCUAAAAAUGGGAAGAAAAAUACUGGCCAGUCGAAAAUGGGGGCAGAUUCCUCUGAUGAGGACUUUGAUAAGAGAGGAUCACGGCGGCAGGCCACAGUAAAUGUAAGCUACAAAGAAGAUGAGGAAAUGAAAACGGACUCUGAUGACUUGUUGGAAGUGUGUGGGGAAGAUGUCCCACAACCAGAGGAAGAUGAGUUUGAAACAAUUGAAAGAGUAAUGGAUUCACGGUUUGGUCGCAAAGGAGUUACUGGUGGCACCACAACUAUUUAUGCUAUUGAGGCUGAUGGUGAUCCCAAUGCCAAUUUCGACAAAACCAAGGAAGCUGGUGAGACGCAGUAUUUAAUUAAAUGGAAAGGUUGGUCCCAUAUCCAUAAUACUUGGGAAACUGAAGAAACUCUAAAGCAACAAAAUGUGAAAGGCAUGAAGAAACUGGACAAUUACAAGAAAAAGGAGCAGGAAAAAAAAAGAUGGUUGAAAUCUGCUUCUCCUGAAGAUAUAGAGUAUUAUAACUGUCAACAGGAACUUACUGAUGACCUCCAUAAACAGUAUCAAAUUGUGGAAAGAAUUAUAGCUCAUUCCAAUCAGAAAUCUGCAGCAGGAUACCCGGAUUAUUUUUGCAAGUGGCAGGGGCUUCCGUAUUUAGAGUGCAGUUGGGAAGACGGUGCACUUAUUGGUAGAAAAUUUCAGGCACACAUUGAUGAAUACUUCAGUAGGAAUCAGUCCAAAACAAUUCCUUUUAGGGAAUGUAAGGUCUUAAAACAGAGGCCGCGGUUUGUAGCUCUGAAGAAGCAGCCGCCCUACAUUGGCGCGAAUGAGACAAUGGAGUUAAGAGACUAUCAACUAAAUGGCUUAAACUGGCUGGCACACUCAUGGUGCAAAGGCAACAGUUGUAUUCUGGCUGAUGAAAUGGGAUUGGGAAAAACAAUUCAGACCAUUUCAUUCUUGAAUUAUUUGUUCCAUGAACAUCAACUUUAUGGACCAUUUAUGAUUGUGGUUCCCCUGUCUACUUUAACCUCCUGGCAAAGAGAAAUUCUGAUUUGGGCUCCCUUAAUGAACGCUGUGGUUUACCUGGGGGACAUUGGUAGUAGAAAUAUGAUCAGGACACACGAGUGGAUGCACCCUCAGACAAAGAGGUUAAAGUUCAAUAUUUUAUUAACAACAUACGAAAUCCUUCUUAAGGACAAAUCUUUUCUAGGUGGUCUUAAUUGGGCUUUCAUAGGAGUUGAUGAAGCUCAUCGGCUGAAAAAUGAUGAUUCCCUGCUGUACAAGACCCUGAUAGACUUUAAGUCAAAUCAUCGUCUUCUCAUCACUGGAACGCCUUUGCAGAAUUCUCUUAAAGAAUUAUGGUCUUUGCUUCACUUCAUUAUGCCAGAAAAGUUUUCCUCUUGGGAGCACUUUGAAGAGGAACAUGGUAAAGGCAGAGAAUAUGGCUAUGCCAGUCUUCACAAAGAACUUGAGCCAUUCCUUCUAAGAAGAGUUAAGAAAGAUGUGGAAAAGUCUUUACCAGCAAAAGUAGAACAGAUUUUGAGGGUUGAGAUGAGUGCUGUGCAGAAACAGUACUAUAAGUGGAUCUUAACACGGAAUUACAAGGCCUUGAGCAAAGGUUCAAAAGGAAGUACCUCAGGAUUUUUAAACAUCAUGAUGGAGCUUAAAAAGUGUUGUAACCAUUGCUACCUCAUUAAACCACCUGAAGAUAAUGAAUUCUAUAACAGACAAGAAGCUUUACAGCACUUAAUUCGGAGUAGCGGGAAACUAAUUCUUCUGGACAAGUUGUUAGUACGUCUGAGAGAACGUGGUAACCGAGUCUUGAUUUUUUCUCAAAUGGUUCGGAUGCUGGACAUCCUUGCAGAAUAUUUGAAGGCACGGCAGUUUCCUUUUCAGAGAUUAGAUGGGUCAAUCAAAGGAGAAAUAAGAAAGCAGGCACUGGACCAUUUUAAUGCGGAAGGAUCAGAGGACUUUUGCUUUCUGCUUUCUACCCGUGCUGGGGGUCUUGGAAUUAACCUUGCUUCAGCUGAUACAGUAGUCAUUUUUGAUUCUGAUUGGAAUCCCCAAAAUGACCUUCAGGCCCAAGCAAGAGCUCAUCGAAUAGGACAAAAGAAACAGGUCAAUAUAUAUCGCCUGGUCACCAAAAGCUCUGUAGAGGAAGAAAUUAUUGAAAGAGCGAAGAAGAAGAUGGUGCUGGAUCACCUUGUAAUUCAAAGAAUGGACACCACUGGCAAGACUGUUUUACACACUGGAUCAACACCAUCUAGCGCUACACCAUUUAACAAAGAAGAGCUUGCUGCUAUUUUAAAGUUUGGUGCUGAAGAACUUUUCAAGGAACCAGAAGGAGAGGAGGAAGAACCUCAGGAAAUGGAUAUUGAGGAAAUCUUGAACAGAGCAGAGACCCGUGAAAAUGAGGUCGGACCAUUAACUGUGGGCGAUGAGCUACUUUCACAGUUUAAGGUUGCCAACUUUUCAACAAUGGAGGAGGAUGAUAUUGUGGAGCCUGAACGUAAUUCCAAGUCCUGGGAAGACAUUAUUCCCUCAGACCAGAGAAGAAGAAUGGAGGAAGAGGAAAGACAACGGGAGCUACAAGAAAUCUAUUUGCUUCCCAGGAUGAGAAACUGUGCAAAGCAGGCAAGCUUUAAUGGAAGCGAAGGUAGAAGAAGUCGGAAUAGAAGGUAUUCUGGCUCUGAAGACUCUGAAGAUUCAGACUCUGAUACAAAACGACCCAAGAAACGAGGACGACCAAGAACCAUACCGAGGGAAAACAUUAAAGGUUUUAGUGAUGCCGAGAUACGGAGGUUUAUUAAAAGUUAUAAAAAAUUUGGUGGACCUCUGGAAAGGUUAGAUGCUAUAGCUCGCGACGCAGAGUUGGUGGAUAAAUCAGAAACUGACCUUCGUAGACUUGGAGAAUUGGUGCACAAUGGCUGUAUCAAAGCUCUGAAGGAUAGUUCUAGCAGUGAAAGGGCAGGUGGAAGAAGAGGAAAAAUGAAAGGACCAACGUUUCGUAUCUCAGGAGUACAAGUUAAUGCAAAGCUGGUCAGUUCUCAUGAAGAAGAGCUGAUUCCGUUGCAUAAAUCUAUUCCUUCAGAUCCUGAGGAUAGAAAAAGAUAUGUUAUUCCAUGCCACACAAAAGCAGCACACUUUGAUAUUGACUGGAGCAAAGAAGAUGACUCAAAUCUUUUGAUUGGAAUCUAUGAAUAUGGUUACGGCAGUUGGGAAAUGAUAAAAAUGGAUCCUGACCUCAACUUAACACAAAAGAUAUUGCCAGAUGAUCCAGAUAAGAAGCCCCAGGCUAAGCAAUUACAGACCAGAGCAGACUACCUCAUUAAACUCCUGAGCAAGGACCUUGCUAAAAAAGAAGCACAGCGACUUUCAGGAGGAAAUUCAAAACGGAGAAAAGCACGAGCAAAAAAGAGUAAAACUGUGAAGCCUGUGAAAAUUGAAGAAGUUAAAAGUGAAUCUUCACCGCCAACUUCAGAAAAGUCAGAGGAAGAAGAGGAGGAGGAAGAUGAGGAUGAUGAAGACAAGGAAGAAGAUGCUUCUGUGAAAACAAACAGUAAAAAAAUUAAAGCUGAGAAAGAGAAUGAGCAGCAAACUGAGCCAGAAGGGCCUUUGAAAAAGGAGCCUGAAGACAAGAAGGAAGUAAAGGAGAGCAAAAAAGAGGUAAAGAAAGAAAGGAAAGAUCGUGAUGAAAAGAAAGAAGAAAAGGACAAAAAGGAAACAAAAACAAAAGAGCCAGUCAAAGAAAUUAAAGAAGAAAAGGUUAAUGAUGUGAAACCUGAAAAAGAGAAAGCAAAGAAAAAUAUUUCUGCUGAAACCCCUGUUCACAUAACCGCAAGCAGCGAUCCAAUUCCAAUCUCUGAAGAGGCAGAGGAACUUGAUCAGAAGACGUUCAGUGUUUGUAAAGAGAGAAUGAGACCAGUGAAGGCUGCAUUAAAACAGUUGGAUCGACCAGAAAAAGGGCUCUCUGAGCGUGAACAGCUUGAGCACACCCGGCAGUGCCUGAUUAAAAUUGGAGAUCACAUAACAGAAUGCUUGAAAGAAUAUGCAAACCCAGAACAAAUAAAACAGUGGAGGAAAAACUUAUGGAUAUUUGUAUCCAAGUUUACUGAAUUUGAUGCCCGUAAACUGCACAAACUGUACAAACAUGCUAUCAAGAAACGUCAGGAAUCUCAGCACAAUGACCAGAAUGCCAGCAGCAGCAUGAACACAAUCGUUCGACAUCCAGAUGUUGAAAGGUUAAAAGAAAACACAAACCAUGAUGAUAGCAGCAGAGAUAGUUAUUCCUCUGACCGCCAUCUGUCACAAUAUCAUGAUCACCAUCACAAGGACAGACACCACAGUGAUGCUUAUAAGAAGAGUGAUUCACGGAAAAGACCUUAUUCUAACUUCAGCAAUGGUAAAGACCAUAGAGACUGGGAUCAUCACCACAAGCAGGACAGGUACCACAGUGAAAGCAAACACAGAAAAUUGGAUGAUCACAGAAGCAGAGAUCAUAGGUCAAACAUUGAAGAAAAUGUAAAAGACAGGUCUCUUUCAGAUCACAGAUCCCAUUCUGAACACCGAUUACAUUCAGACCACCGAUCCGGUUCUGACUACAGCCAUCACAAAUCUUCCAGGGAUUACCGGUACCAUUCAGACUGGCAGUUGGACCAUAGAGCUUCUAGUAGUGGGCCAAGAUCUCCAUUGGACCAGAGGUCUCCUUAUGAUUCUAGAUCACCUUUAGGUCGUAGAUCACCUUUUGAAUGUUCUUCGGAUCAUAAAAGUACUCCUGAACAUUUGUGGAGUGGCCGCAAAACAUAACAGAGGGACUUCAGUCCUGGACAUUAGCCAUAUUCCGUAAAAUUAUCACAGUAAUUGCCUUACAUGACUUGAAAGAAAAUGGACUGGCUCUGCCCAGGGCAGACUUUUCUACUUUCCUGAAUGCAAGGUCUAGUAUCACACCAGAUCAGAGAAUAUUUUUGUAUUUAAGGUAUAUGCUGCACUGUGCUGCAAAUGUGGCAUUUUUUUUUUUUUUUUUUUAUGAACUUAAAAGAUGUUUACUAUUUCGGAGACCUCAGCACUGCCCAUUUUAACUGAAUUUUAUUAAAGAAAAAAAAAAUGAAAAAAUCAUCUUGAAACUAUGAAUGGCCUCCUUGUUGACCUGUGAUCAUGAUGACAAGUGAUUGGAAAUGCUCUCAAGGACUUAGUUCACUUUCCAAAGCUAUUUGUUUACAUUGUACACUGCAACCACCUUGCCGCUUCUCAUCAUAUGCUUGAAUAUUUAAAACCUGUACCUAAAAGUGUAAAAUAGCCAGUUUUUCUUUUACAUGAUCAAUUGUAAUAUUUUUUUUAUACAUAGACUGCUGUAAAUUAUUGUAAAUUUAUUAAAUGGACAUUUCUUCCUUCCUCAGGCUUUCUUUGACUGUUCCUUUCCCCACCAACUCAGGCCUUCUCAUAAAGUAUGGAUAUAUGUAUAUUCAUUUCAUAUUUUUUUUAUUUUUUUAGUAGUUUUGAUGGAAUUAAAUGUUCAGAAUGUAAAAAAAGGGGGAAAGGGAACACAAAUUCCAUUUGUGCGUCAUGUAGUGUUGCAGUGUAUAGUACACUUUAUAGGGUUAUUUUUGUUUUUAAGCAAAUGUCAGUGUUGUGAUCAAAUCUAUGGAAAUUCUGUGCAGCCUGAGAUAGUAUAACAAAUAGUUUUAAAACCAGGCAACUUGUCAGACAAGCAGCUCAAUUGUCCAAACCAGCCAAAAUUUUAUUGUUAAUCCAUUUGUUUUCCCUUUUUGUUAAGAAAUGGGCAAUAAUGUCAAAUGUGCUAUGCAGCCAGUAUGGAUUCCAGUAAACUGAUUGACUUUAUAUACUGUUUAAAUGCACACUGAUUGUAUAUAGAUUUCUUCUAUAUAUGGAAAUUAAAGUGUAAGAACUUCUAAAGUG